Gavia stellata (red-throated loon) is the source of this 1308-nucleotide messenger RNA. RefSeq names its product neuropeptide FF receptor 2 (gene NPFFR2). Lineage: Eukaryota; Metazoa; Chordata; Aves; Gaviiformes; Gaviidae. Gene Ontology annotation, cellular component: membrane. The record is from RefSeq and is a predicted model, not a curated record. Gene Ontology annotation, biological process: regulation of adenylate cyclase activity; G protein-coupled receptor signaling pathway; regulation of cAMP-dependent protein kinase activity. Gene Ontology annotation, molecular function: peptide binding; opioid receptor binding; neuropeptide receptor activity. Bases 1 to 1308 code for a protein of 435 amino acids. The transcript has 3 exons.
AUGACCUUUUUAAAAAUAUCUUUUAAGGCACAUUAUAACAUGAGUAAAAAAACCGACUCAGACUCCUCAUUCGAUUGGCCUCACGCACUGGAUUAUAACGGGACAUACAAGUACCUCUACUUAGAAGGCAACGUCUCCUAUGUGGACUUCUACCUUCAUCAGCCUUCAGUGGCAGCUAUCUUCAUCAUCUCUUACCUCCUAAUCUUCCUGCUCUGCAUGGUUGGCAACGGAGUGGUUUGCUUUAUCAUCCUGAGGAGCAAACGUAUGCGUACAGUCACAAACCUUUUCAUCUUAAACCUGGCUAUCAGUGAUUUACUGGUGGGAAUCUUCUGCAUGCCAACCACCCUCCUGGACAACAUCAUUGCAGGAUGGCCGUUUGGCAGCCUGGUUUGCAAGAUGAGCGGGAUGGUCCAAGGAAUCUCUGUUUCUGCCUCUGUCUUCACUCUAGUUGCUAUUGCCGUAGACAGGUUUCGAUGCAUCGUUUAUCCGUUUAAGCAGAAGCUGACCAUUCCAAGUGCAGUCGCCACUAUUGCGGUCAUCUGGAUUCUGGCCGUCGCAAUCAUGUGUCCUUCUGCAGUCAUGCUGCGGGUACAAGAAGAGAAGCAUUUCAGGGUGAUCCUUGGCUACGGCAAUGAAACCCGCCCUGUCUACUGGUGCCGGGAGGACUGGCCUAACCCGGGAAUGAGAAAGAUCUAUACGACGGUUCUGUUUGCCAACAUCUAUCUGGCUCCCCUGUCGCUCAUUAUCAUCAUGUACGCUAGGAUAAGCAUCGUUCUCUUCAACACAGCAAUGCCCGUGGUGGGAAAACACAGCUGGGACCAGGGGCACAGCGUGUCUAAGAAGAAACAAAAAGUCAUCAAAGUGCUCAUUAUCGUGGCUUUGCUUUUCACCCUCUCCUGGCUUCCCUUAUGGACUCUGAUGAUGCUCUCAGACUAUGCCAGCCUUUCAGAUACCCAGUUGCAGAUCAUCAACAUUUAUAUCUAUCCCUUUGCUCACUGGCUGGCCUUUUUCAACAGCAGCAUCAACCCCAUCAUCUACGGCUUCUUUAACGAAAACUUUCGCCGAGGCUUUCAGGCAGCCUUUAAAUUUCAGCUGUGCUCCAGGGAGAUCGUUCACAGGGAGGUCUAUUCUCAGCGAGGCCAAAGCAAUGCCAUUUUGCCAGCCGCCAACUACCAGACACGUCAGGAUCAAGCUUGUCAAAAUGCUAAGGAGGAGGGGAAGACAGUUACAAAAGGAAAUUGGGUGAACAACCAAGAGGAUUUGAUAAUGGAGGAUCUAGAAGAGCCCUGCAACGAUGGGAUUAAGUGA